CCUCUCCAUCCAUAAAUACCUAAACCACAGGUUCAGUCCAAACCUCAAACCCUCACUCCCUUACCAUUACUAUACUAUAAAUAUUUAAAACAGAAAAAUAUCCCCAACUCAAGCAAACAAAACCAAACCCACCACCUCCCUCCUCUUUCUCUCUCCUGGCUACUUAUUCUCUCUCCUCCAUCUUCCACCUCCUCAUCGCGCAGUCGAGAAGUUGAAAGCACUAUAUGCUUCCAGUUAAGAGAGCGGUGGCAGGAGAGGCUGACGACGAAGUUGUGGAGGUCACCGCCUUCAACGUUGCUCUCAAGAAGCCUUGUUUGAUCUCUACCGCUACUGUUGCUUCUUCUUCUAAUUCGUCUUCUUUUGAUUUAACGGCGUCUGCUAACGGACACAGUAAAGGAUUGGAGAACGGUGAAUCUGAGCGUUCCAAUAUGGGUUUCGGUGACGGAAAUGGAAAAGGUAGUAAUAACAACAGCGAUCCAAAUGACAUCGACGAGGAUUUGCACAGUCGUCAGCUUGCCGUCUAUGGCCGUGAGACGAUGCGUCGUCUUUUCGCCUCUAAUAUCCUUGUUUCUGGUUUGCAAGGCCUCGGUGCUGAAAUUGCAAAGAAUCUUAUCCUUGCUGGUGUUAAGUCUGUGACAUUGCAUGAUGAAGGAGUUGUGGAGUUGUGGGAUCUGUCCAGCAAUUUUAUAUUUUCAGAGGAAGAUGUGGGAAAGAAUCGUGCCCUUGUUUCUGUUCAGAAGUUGCAAGAACUGAAUAACGCUGUGGUUGUUUCUACUUUAACCAAUGAAAUAACCAAGGAAAUGCUUUCUGAAUUUCAGGCUGUUGUGUUUACAAAUAUUAGUCUAGAUAAAGCAGUUGAAUUUGAUGAGUAUUGCCACAACCAUCAGCCUCCUAUUGCUUUCAUCAAGUCAGAAGUAUGUGGCCUCUUUGGCAGUGUCUUCUGUGACUUUGGACCUGAGUUUACUGUAGUUGAUGUGGAUGGAAAUGAUCCACACACUGGCAUUAUUGCAUCUAUCAGUAAUGACAAUCCUGCUCUGAUUUCAUGUGUGGACGAUGAGAGGCUUGAAUUUCAGGAUGGGGAUCUGGUUACGUUCUCAGAAAUCUAUGGGAUGACAGAAUUAAAUGAUGGAAAGCCUAGGAAAAUCAAGAAUGCUAGGCCCUACUCAUUCACUCUUGAUGAAGAUACCACAGGUUUUAGCCCAUAUGAGAAAGGCGGUAUUGUGACGCAGGUGAAGCAGCCAAAGGUGUUGAAUUUCAAAACACUCCGUGAAGCUCUUAAGGAUCCUGGCGAUUUCCUACUCAGCGAUUUCUCGAAGUUUGAUCGCCCACCGCUUCUUCAUCUGGCGUUUCAAGGAUUAGAUAAGUUCAUAUCAGCUUAUGGUCGGUUUCCUGUUGCUGGAUCCGAGGAGGAUGCUCAGAAGCUUAUAUCUUUUGUUAAAGAAAUUAAUGAUAGUUUAACUGAUGGUAAGCUUGAUGAUAUCAAUGGAGACUUGCUUAGGCAGUUCGCUUUCGGUUCAAAGGCUGUUUUGAAUCCUAUGGCUGCAAUGUUUGGCGGCAUUGUUGGGCAAGAAGUUAUAAAAGCAUGCUCUGGGAAGUUCCAUCCACUCUUCCAGUUUUUCUACUUUGACUCUGUAGAAUCCCUUCCCACUGAACCACUGGAUCCAAGGGAUCUGAAGCCCUUGAAGAGUCGAUAUGAUGCCCAAAUUUCUGUUUUUGGAGCCAAGCUCCAGAAAAAGCUUGAGGAUGUAAAAGUGUUUGUAGUUGGCUCUGGUGCUCUGGGUUGCGAGUUUCUGAAAAAUCUGGCUUUAAUGGGGGUGUCUUGUGGAAGCCAAGGGAAACUAACAAUUACAGAUGAUGAUGUUAUAGAAAAGAGUAACCUCAGCAGACAAUUUCUUUUCCGUGAUUGGAACAUUGGGCAGUCAAAAUCCACAGUUGCUGCAACAGCAGCUGCUGCUAUGAAUCCACAUCUUCGUAUUGAAGCUCUUCAAAAUCGUGCAAGUCCUGAGACAGAGAAUGUCUUCGAUGACAAUUUUUGGGAAAAUCUGAAUGUGGUUAUCAAUGCUCUGGACAAUGUCAAUGCUAGGCUUUAUGUUGAUCAAAGGUGUGUGUAUUUCCAGAAACCUCUUCUCGAGUCAGGGACCCUUGGUGCCAGGUGCAAUACACAGAUGGUUAUACCUCAUCUGACAGAAAAUUAUGGUGCUUCUCGUGACCCGCCUGAGAGACAGGCACCUAUGUGUACUGUCCAUUCUUUCCCCCACAACAUUGACCAUUGCUUGACUUGGGCACGCUCUGAGUUUGAAGGAUUGCUUGAGAAGACACCUGCUGAAGUAAAUGCCUUCCUGAAUAACCCUGGUGAAUAUGCAUCUGCCAUGAGGAAAUCUGGUGAUGCUCAGGCGAGGGAGACCCUAGAACGUGUGAUUGAAUGCCUUGACAAAGAGAAAUGUGAAGACUUCCAGGACUGCAUUACCUGGGCACGUUUGAGGUUUGAAGACUACUUCUCGGACCGCGUGAAGCAGUUGACAUUUACAUUCCCUGAAGAUGCUGUAACCAGUACAGGUGCCCCAUUCUGGUCUGCUCCCAAACGUUUUCCACGCCCUUUGCAGUUCUCCGUGGAGGAUGCAGGCCACCUUAACUUUGUGGUGGCGGCAUCUGUAUUGCGUGCAGAGACUUUUGGUAUCCCAAUACCUGACUGGAUCAGAUCUCCCCAAAAACUAGCAGAUGCUGUCAGUAAAGUGAUUGUUCCUGAUUUUGAGCCAAAGAAGGAUGCAAAGAUUGUUACGGAUGAGAAAGCUACAAGCCUUUCUAAUGCUUCAAUAGAUGAUGCUGAGGUGAUUGAACAAUUGGUCGCUAGGUUAGAGAACUGCAGGGGCCAGCUCUCCUCUAGCUUCAGGAUGAGCCCAGUGCAGUUUGAGAAGGAUGAUGAUACCAAUUAUCACAUGGAUAUGAUUGCUGGACUUGCUAACAUGAGGGCAAGAAACUAUGGUAUUCCUGAGGUUGACAAACUCAAGGCAAAGUUCAUUGCUGGUAGGAUUAUCCCUGCUAUUGCAACAUCCACGGCCAUGGCUACAGGUCUUGUCUGUCUGGAGCUCUACAAAGCCUUGGAUGGAGGGCACAAAGUGGAGGACUACCGCAAUACUUUUGCCAACCUCGCACUCCCUCUAUUCUCAAUGGCUGAACCGGUCCCACCUAAAGUGAUCAAGCACCAGGACAUGAGCUGGACAGUCUGGGACCGUUGGAUUCUGAGGGAUAAUCCGACAUUGAGACAGCUCCUUGACUGGCUUCAGAACAAGGGGCUUAGUGCUUACAGUGUAUCCUAUGGCAGUUGCUUGCUGUACAAUAGUAUGUUCCCGAGGCAUAAAGAUAGAAUGGACAAGAAGAUGGUUGAUCUUGCCAGGGAGGUUGCCAAGGCUGAGCUUCCUUCGAACCGUAAGCAUUUUGAUGUGGUGGUUGCUUGUGAAGAUGAAGAGGACAACGAUGUUGAUAUUCCCCAGGUCUCUAUAUAUUUCGAGUAGUUCUCACAUUUUUUUUUUUCCUGGCUGGUAUGGGAAGUAGGAUGCGGAACUUUUAACAGUACACUAGUAUAUCUGCAGUGCUGAGAGGUUGUUGGAAGGCUUAGUUCUUGGUGAUAAACAAAAAAAUGGUGCUGGAAAUUAUGAUCUCUAGUCUUUAGACUUUUUCUAUGGUUUGAUUCGGCUAAUCUUUCUAUUUUAACCUUGCCUACAAGUUAAGUAUCCUGUUGAUCUUCGGAUGGCAUUUACCCUUCUGUUUAGACUUCUAAGAUAGGUAUCGAUAGAAUCAUCCAGGUUGUGAUAAUGUUGAAGAUGGAAGAGCAGAAUUUAGCCCUUUGUUGUCAUGGACAUAAUGGUCUUAUUUGGCUAUUAGCAAAGAUUUUUAGGUUAGGAUU
Messenger RNA from Chenopodium quinoa (quinoa), 3904 nucleotides. RefSeq names its product ubiquitin-activating enzyme E1 2-like. Gene Ontology annotation, molecular function: ubiquitin activating enzyme activity. Gene Ontology annotation, biological process: DNA damage response; ubiquitin-dependent protein catabolic process; protein ubiquitination. Gene Ontology annotation, cellular component: cytoplasm; nucleus. The transcript has 7 exons. The coding region runs from base 225 to 3512 and encodes 1095 amino acids. The record is from RefSeq and is a predicted model, not a curated record. NCBI's taxonomy places the organism in Eukaryota, Viridiplantae, Streptophyta, Magnoliopsida, Caryophyllales, Amaranthaceae.